Messenger RNA from Diceros bicornis minor, 1651 nucleotides. RefSeq names its product RFNG O-fucosylpeptide 3-beta-N-acetylglucosaminyltransferase (gene RFNG). Gene Ontology annotation, cellular component: Golgi membrane. Bases 16 to 987 code for a protein of 323 amino acids. Gene Ontology annotation, biological process: pattern specification process; regulation of Notch signaling pathway. The transcript has 8 exons. The record is from RefSeq and is a predicted model, not a curated record. Gene Ontology annotation, molecular function: O-fucosylpeptide 3-beta-N-acetylglucosaminyltransferase activity. NCBI's taxonomy places the organism in Eukaryota, Metazoa, Chordata, Mammalia, Perissodactyla, Rhinocerotidae.
CGGUCCCGCGGCCGCAUGAGCCGCGCGCGGGGGGUGCUGUGCCGGGCCUGCCUCGCGCUGGCCGCGGCCUUGGCCGCACUGCUGCUGUUGCCGCUGCCUCGCGCGCCCGUCCCGGCCCCGGCCUCAACCCCCGGCUCGCGCGCACCCCGUACCCGCGCCGCCGCCCCCCGCCUGCGGCCGGACGACGUCUUCAUCGCAGUCAAGACCACCCGGAAGAACCACGGGCCGCGCCUGGGGCUGCUGUUACGCACCUGGAUUUCCCGGGCCCGCCGGCAGACGUUCAUCUUCACCGACGGGGAUGACCCUGAGCUACAGCUUCAGGGAGGCAGUCACGUCAUCAACACCAACUGCUCGGCUGUGCACACCCGCCAGGCGCUGUGCUGCAAGAUGUCAGUGGAGUAUGACAAGUUCAUCGAGUCUGGACGCAAGUGGUUCUGCCAUGUGGAUGAUGACAACUACGUGAACCCCGAAGGCCUGUUGCAGCUGCUCUCCGCCUUCUCACCCAGCCAAGACGUCUACCUGGGGCGGCCCAGCCUAGACCACCCCAUCGAGGCUACUGAGAGGGUGACCACUGUUAAGUUCUGGUUCGCUACCGGUGGGGCUGGGUUCUGCCUGAGCAGAGGCCUUGCCCUCAAGAUGAGCCCAUGGGCCAGCCUGGGGAGCUUCAUGAGCACAGCCGAGCGGGUGCGGCUGCCGGAUGACUGCACGGUGGGCUACAUCGUGGAGGGCCUGCUGGGUGCUCGCCUGCUGCACACCUCCCUGUUCCACUCCCACCUGGAAAACCUGCAGAGGCUGCCGCCUGACGCCGUGCUCCAGCAAGUCACCUUGAGCUAUGGGGGUCCUGAGAACCCACAUAAUGUGGUGAGCGUGGCUGGGGGCUUCAGCCUGCAGCAGGACCCCACACGGUUUAAGUCCGUCCACUGCCUGCUCUACCCAGACACAGACUGGUGUCCUGUGCAAAAGCAGGGUGACCUCGCCUCACGGUGACCCUCGACUCCUGACCCAGGGGGUGGCUCUGGCUCUGCCCCAGGUGCAGGUGGGCCAUGCUUGCCCAAAAGAACAGGAACGGUGCUGCCCCCUCCUGGCCUCGGUUGGCUUCCUCAGGCAGCAACGGUCACAGCCAUGGUUACAUCAGGGGGGCGAUGUGGUGCUCAGCAGACACUCGGGCUGGCCUGCAGGCCUCCUUCACAGCCCCUGGGCAGGCCUGUGGGACCCGGUGCUGUGGGAGAGUGAGGACAGCGCUGCCUGCCCUGCCCUGCCAAGGGAUUUAGCCUCUGUAGGGUGCAGCCUACCCCAGAAAAAGCAGGAAGGGGACGCGCUGCCCCCUCCUCCCAGCCCAGCUCUGCUCUGGAGGCUUGCUCCCGUGGGAAAGGUCUCUACGCUAGGGUCUGGGGGCUUGGGAGGACACUGGCAUCCGGCUCCCAGGGCUCUGUGCUGCCCUCCUCACCGUGCUGGAGAGGGGGCUCCAGGAAGACUAGGUCCUGAGGCCAGGGUUGUGCAGGAGCCUUUAGCCAACCGUAGUUGACUGCAGAGGCUUUCCAGGCCUUGCAGGGGAGGCUGCUCUCCCCACACCAGGCUUGGUGCCCAGCCAGGGUAUUAAGGUCUCUGAGGAUAGCUGCAUUCAAGGACUCAGGCUCCCCAGCCAGCUGUG